Molecule: messenger RNA, 1528 nt
Organism: Pieris brassicae (large cabbage white)
Lineage: Eukaryota; Metazoa; Arthropoda; Insecta; Lepidoptera; Pieridae
Gene: ReepB
Product: receptor expression-enhancing protein 5-like
Exons: 6
Coding region: 88-678 (196 amino acids)
Source: RefSeq, a predicted model, not a curated record
GUAUAUUCUUCAUUGUCUCGUGUCCGUCAAUGAGCCGUGGCCGCGGAUAAUAAUUCAACACACCCCAGACCGAUUCUUUUUACAAAAAUGGGUUCCAAAUUGCAAGAGUACAAAGACACUUUAGAGCAUAGCCUAAACGACAAAAGCAAACCUUGGACAAAGUAUUUUGACUUAGCAGAACAAAGGACGGGCGUAAAUAGAGUCUAUCUAUUCGUUGGCUUGGUGGCGUUCACCGGUUUAUAUUUAGUAUUCGGGUUCGGAGCUGAAUUGAUAUGCAAUUCCAUUGGUUUCGUUUACCCCGCCUACAUGUCAAUGAAAGCAUUAGAGUCGCCACAAAAAGAUGACGAUACAAAGUGGCUUACCUACUGGGUUGUCUACGCUUGCUUCUCAAUAGUGGAAUACUUUUCGGACUUUAUUGUCGGAUGGUUCCCGCUUUACUGGUUGAUCAAGUGUAUCUUCAUAAUCUGGUGCUACCUCCCAACAGACUACAAUGGCUCAAUGAUAAUCUACAACCGCAUCAUUCGCCCUUACUACCACAAGCACCACGCCAGAAUUGAUGAUCUGGCUGCGUCAGAUCCUUUACAUCAGCUUUUUAAGGAAGUAAAUAAGGAUAUUAAUAAAACUGUUAAGUCUAUUAACAAAACACUGAAGAAUACAUUUCAGCAUAAAAAUGAGUAACAGGUAAACAAGAAUAGAGCUGUACAGCACUGAACUUCACGCCUAGUUACAGACGCUGUAAGGAAGAGCAACUAGGAUUAAUUAACUGCUAUUGAAGGAAAAGUACAAAACAUCAAAUACAGCACUAUUACGCUUUCAUCAUUCAAUCAUUACGUUUUUUUCAAUACACUAAAUACAUUUUUGAAAGAAAAAAAAAUACUUUUCACAAUGGUACCAUUUCUGAAAUAAUUCCUGUUAUAAUAGAAUAUUGCUUGGUUUAUUUUGAAACCUUUGCAAUUACUAACUUUUGAUAAAUAAUAUCAAAUAAAUCACCCUGAUAUAAGGCGUUAAACAAAUGUUCUGUGUAACAAAUACGCUGUCACGUCGGUAUUGGGUAGAUAUAAUGAUCUAAAGCCAUCAUGGUGUAUGUUUUGUAAUAACUUGAAAGUUUUUAGUUUUAAUUUUCUUAGUAAAUUCUUUGUGACUUUAAAUCUUAGGAAUGUAAGUGGCUUACUUUUUCUCCUUAUAUAUUUAAGGCAAUGAAUUUCCUGUCUUUUUGUACUCACUUAUAUCUUGACAAUGUUUGUCUUUUUUUAACUUUUAUAUCAUAAAAUUUAUUGUUAUACCUAAAGUUGUUCUAGGAAUGUUUUUGUUAUUAAAUUUCUAUAAGACCAUGUUUUUUUAGUUUUUCACAAGCUUUUGUGUUGCCACCUAGAGAAUUUAAGCGUGAUGGUAAUACCUGACUUUAUAACAGUAGGCUUGUUGAUGCUUGAAAUGUAAAUUCUGUUUGUGCCUUGUUACAACUGCACUCUGAUUUUCAUUGAGAAAUAUAUUAAGAAUGCCAUUUCACUUAAAUAAAGAAGUUCAUUGA